UAUGCAUGGAUGCAGUGGGGAAGGAGGGCUCCACUACUGUUAAAAAUAACUUAACCUUUUUCUUGAUAACGCAGGGAAAUCCUUUAUGGAUUUUAAUUAGUUUAUUACGUAAAGGCAGACAUUCAUUAAUACACCGCAUAUAAACAACAAGUGCUUUUAUCUCAAGAAGAGAUUUUAUUUUACCGGCGACUUCGCGGUUGCACGAUACACGUGUUAUAAGGAUAAUUUUGAUUUGGUUGUAAUUAUUAAGUGUGGUGGUGAAUAUUAUAUCCUUAUUCAUUGGAUUAGCUGUGCCAUCGCACACCGAGGGUCAAGGAUACGGGCCUGUUUCAGACAACUUUCCUCGUUGGAUGAUGAAACGUGAAUGAAGUGGCGGCCGAUAUACGUAGCCAAGUAGUACGUUUGCAAUUAUGAAAACGAUGAUAGACAGUGCGACGAGGUAGAAAAAGUAGACCAAACAAGCGUUGCGACUCUUCCGAAAAUGUCAGAUAAAGAAGCUAGAUGGAGCGAGAGCUCAAUAAUAACUAUGCGGGAGGAAGAGGAAAGGUUGAGGAAAUAUAUUAGGGAAAAGACUAGGAAGCGUAAAGCUAUAGGAGCGCGAGCGAAGCGUGUCCAAUUAUUGCGUGAGUUUAUCAACAAUAUGAGUCCAGUUGGCUCCGACGAAGAGGACGAAGAUGAAGACUCGAUGAAGAAAGCUGAAGAGGACAUGAAUAAGAUGUUCAGCGAAUAUUCUUCCCAAAGGAAUAAGCACCGCGGAACAAUUAUCCAAGAAACCUUGGUGGACAACUAUAACGAAUCAAUAAGCGAGGUAACCGCAUCCAUAUACAUCCGUGAUUUAAAGCAAUAUGGUAAUCCAGAAAAUCGUCCGUCGUACAGAUUGAUAUUCGACGUUAUAAAUAACGAGGUACGAAGAUACUUUCAAAUAAUUACUCCGCAGGAGGCGGACAAUAUGAAAUCCUUGUGUAAAACUGAUACCAGAGUAUUAGGGGAGAUUGCGAGUAUACUAAACAAAAUUAUGGAGAAACAACAGGUCGAGCCGAAAACCAUACAAACCUCAACACAACCACAAGAGGCGGCAACAACGACUUGCUCCACACCCAAGAGUCCAAACACACAGACAGCGAUACCGAAGGUGAUUCUAACUCCCACUCAAAUUUCAACAUCGGCAAAAUGCCCAAUUCAUGGAAAAAUGGAGGCUGUGAUAGACUUAGCAAAUAAAACCACACCGCCCAAGGACAGUCCAAUGUACGACUUAGUGUCGUCAUCUGAGGGCAAAGCCAUCAAUGAUCGAGACGAGACUUAUACGCAGACGAUAAAAAAAAUUAAAUUACUCAAUCCAAAGGAAAUCAAGAAAAAAAUGGGAAGGCCAAAGAAGGUUAAGCAGCCUAACCAAUAUACAAAGAAAAAAGACCAGGAUUCUACUAAACAAGAGCCAAGGGUGACGUCAGUACAAACAAUAACAAAAUCAAUACGCAUAGACGGCUGAGAAUACACGGAUGACGCUAGAAGUUCUGAGGAAGGUGAUGGUGGUCGAGGGAUCUGGACCAGUCGCAGCAGAGGGGGUGCCACAGUAGCUUGCCCAAGAAGAGUCCUCCAAUACCCAGUAGAAUCUACCUGAAAUAGAAAGAAAAUAAGUUAAAAAUGUAUAAAGUAGAGUUAAGUUACGAUUAAGUUUUAU
Molecule: messenger RNA, 1678 nt
Organism: Cyphomyrmex costatus
Lineage: Eukaryota; Metazoa; Arthropoda; Insecta; Hymenoptera; Formicidae
Exons: 3
Coding region: 482-1486 (334 amino acids)
Source: RefSeq, a predicted model, not a curated record